Lolium rigidum is the source of this 1038-nucleotide messenger RNA. RefSeq names its product zinc transporter 1-like. Gene Ontology annotation, molecular function: zinc ion transmembrane transporter activity. The coding region runs from base 1 to 1038 and encodes 345 amino acids. Gene Ontology annotation, cellular component: membrane. Gene Ontology annotation, biological process: zinc ion transmembrane transport. The transcript is spliced from 2 exons. The record is from RefSeq and is a predicted model, not a curated record. Lineage: Eukaryota; Viridiplantae; Streptophyta; Magnoliopsida; Poales; Poaceae.
AUGGUGAUGGCUGGCAGGAUGAAGACGAAGAUGAAUCUCAUGUGCACUGUGCUCCUCUUCCUCGCGCUGCUCAGCAUCCAGCUCCACCCGGCUGGCGGCCACGGCGGCAUCGACGACGGCGACGGGGAAGCGGGUGGCGACAGCGCGCCGGCGGUUGACAGGUCGGUGCUCCGCUCCAAGGGCCUCAUAGCCGUCAAGGUGUGGUGCUUGGUCAUCCUGCUGGUGGGCACCUUCCUCGGCGGCGUGUCGCCCUACUUCUACCGCUGGAACGAGGCCUUCCUCCUCCUCGGCACGCAAUUCGCUGCGGGCAUCUUCCUCGGCACCGCCCUCAUGCACUUCCUCGCCGACGCUACCGAGACCUUCCAUGGCCUCACCAAGAACAAGUACCCCUUCUCCUUCAUGCUCGCCUGCGCUGGGUUCCUGCUCACCAUGCUCAGCGACGUCGCCAUCGUCGCGGUCGCCAGGCGCCAGAAGAACCAGGUCAAGGAGGAGGGCGGCGAGGUUGACGGGGUGGAGUCAUCACCCGCGCACGGGAAGCACCCGAUGCUCAUGGCCACCGCGGCGUCGUCGUUCGAGGACGCGAUCCUCCUCAUCGUUGCGCUCUGCUUCCACUCCAUCUUCGAGGGGAUAGCCAUAGGCGUCUCAGCGACAAAGGGUGAGGCGUGGAGGAACCUAUGGACGAUCGGGCUCCACAAGAUCUUCGCGGCGGUGGCCAUGGGCAUCGCGCUCCUCCGGAUGAUCCCCAAGCGCCCGUUCCUAAUGACGGUUGUCUACUCAUUGGCUUUCGCUGUGUCUAGCCCACUAGGCGUGGGAAUCGGUAUCGCCAUCGACGCCACAGCUGAGGGUUCAGCAGCUGACUGGACCUACGCGAUAUCCAUGGGUAUCGCCACGGGGGUUUUCAUCUAUGUCGCUGUUAACCACCUCAUGGCCAAGGGGUACCGUCCACAGCAACCAAACUAUUUUGACAAGCCCAUCUUCAAGUUCUUUGGCGCACUUGCUGGCGUUGCUGUCAUGGCCGUUGUCAUGAUAUGGGACUGA